Messenger RNA from Oncorhynchus kisutch (coho salmon), 3969 nucleotides. RefSeq names its product liprin-beta-2. The coding region runs from base 841 to 3273 and encodes 810 amino acids. The transcript is spliced from 22 exons. The record is from RefSeq and is a predicted model, not a curated record. NCBI's taxonomy places the organism in Eukaryota, Metazoa, Chordata, Actinopteri, Salmoniformes, Salmonidae. Gene Ontology annotation, cellular component: presynaptic active zone. Gene Ontology annotation, biological process: neuromuscular junction development. Gene Ontology annotation, molecular function: protein binding.
AACUGCUCCAAAGUUCUUCCAAAUAAAUUCUGUAUACUAUGCAGACUUUGUUAGACUCUUGAAAUGCCUUCAAUGCAUUUCAUUUGGUAGCCAUUGCAAACUUCAAUUCUGUUGCAAAAAGUGUAUUAAACAGAAACGGGAGGGACCUACCUGAAUUUGUCCAAUUGAAAUGUUGUUUUGUUCUGUUUGUUGCCAUUUGGUUCUUAAACUGUAAACAGUUUUCGUAUUGAAUACAACCCUGGUUAACUUUGUACAGCAGAGUUGUUUUGAAGGGCCGGGUUUGUUUCCAUGAGAUUUGGUCAUUAUGAGGCUUUGGACCUGAGCCGCAAAUCUCUUACUAGUGACACAGCUCUCUAUUUUCCAUGUGCACUCUCCCAGAAACCUCUCAGAAACCCAACUCUUUUUGCUUCAAAAUAGCAACAUUUUUAAAUGCCCAUGGUCGGCCUGCCUCAGUGCUUCGGAUAUUUUCUUUGGACCUUUCUAAGGCUGUGUUUACGCAGGCAGCCCAAUUCAGAUAUGUUUUCACUAAUUAGUCUUUUGACCAAUCACAUCAGAUCUUUUCACAUCAGUGCUUUUUCAGAGCUGCACUGGUCAAAAUACAAAAGAGUGAAAAAAAUAUCAGAUUUGGGCAGCCUCUGAGAAUUUGCACCUGCCUGAAAUCAACAUAAUUAGCUGUUGAGAGAAAUGGGGACUUUCAAAGGGGACAGUUUUUCUGAUAAAGAGGGAUAAUUAGUGUAUCAAGCAAGGUCCUAAUCAGCAUGUUUGAUUGAUAGCAAUCCUCAUUCAAAUAGGAAGGAGCUCCUUAGCAGGACGUCACUGGAGAGUCAGAAGUUGAAUCUGAUGGGAGAGGUGUCCUACCUGAAACUGAAGCUGGUGGACAUGGAGGAGAAACAGUUUCAUGGAGUAGAGAGGCAGCACAAAGCAGAGAGUGUCGUAAACUUGAUUAGUGAGCUGCAGGAGCAGAUGUGUAGGUUUCAGCAGGAGAUCAAUUGCAGGAUCCGGGAGAAAACAGGGCAGGCUGACAGCAGCCUACAGAAGGCCUGCGACACUUGGUCCACGGAUGCCCAAAACCCAGACCAGGGGCUCGCCUGUGAUGGUAGCCCAGAGGAGGUACACGACAGUGGGCUGGAGGAGCCUCCUGACGUGAUCCCAUUCUCAGGUGUGGAGAAUAGCUCCAGUACUUCUGAGGAGCAGUGCUGCUGUGGAAGCGAGAGUGUCAAACUUCAAGAGCUCAGACUUCUCAAGGAGAAAGUAGACUAUCUUGAAGACCAGAAGUCCCAGUAUGAGAGGAGACUCAAAGCAACAAAGGCAGAGCUAUCAGACCUCCAGCAGCUCCUGCUCAGUAAGAAUGCUGAGAUAGACAGCCUGCACACACAGCUCCUGGCCAGACCAUUGUCCACUGAAACCUCGGAGAGAGAGGAUAUGUACAGGAGAAGGCUCAACAACAAGCACCAGGAGCUCCAAAGGUUAAAGACAGGGAUGGAGACGCUGCUGGUUGCCAAUGAUGAAAAGGACCGGCGUAUUGAAGAGCUCACACUGCUCUUAGUCCAGUGCAGACAGUUCAGAGACGUUGCGACUCCAAGACAAGCUCCACCCACUAUCCUCUCAAUAUCCAAUGAGAGUACUCCAUCGAGCAGCAGUGAGGAACGGGAGCAUGGAGUGGUGAUGAGGACAGUUCCUUCCAGUGUACUCCCAGAGAACAAAAAUACUGAGAUGUCCUUCAGCAGUUCAUCCCCACAGCUCGUGUCCCACCUGCCAGCCCAGAAGGAAAGAGAACUCUGGACACAUCCCCGACUUUUAUCAAGCAGUAUGGACAACCUACAGAAUGGAUCUUCAUCGAAGCAUGUAGUGGUGAUUCCUGUAGAGGCUGAAGUGUCUACUGAGAAUAGGCCUGUAGAUAACCGAUGCCAGACCCUGCCGGUGAAGGCCUCCUUCCCAGAGCAUAAUGGAGAGGGAGAGUGCAGUGAGACACAGAGCCAGAGGUCUCCAGAGGGGAGUGAAGACGGAGACUCAAGAAAGACAGAGAAAAUGGACGACACCUCAUCCUCUGAUCUUUCACCCCAGUCUUCAGGGGCGGAGUCAGGUCAACGGACUAUUGGCUCACCAGAGCACAUGAAGAACAAUAACAGUAUCAGAAAGCUCUGGGGAAAGAUCAGGCGGACCCAGUCAGGGGGUCUGCAGGGGGAGGACCUGGAACCAAACCAGUUUAGGAGAGGGGGGCUGCGUGCCACAGCGGGGCCAAGACUGACCCGGACCCCUGAGUCUGGCAGCACUGUUCGGGAUAUGAACACACCAUUCAGCCAGUGGACCAGAGAGCAGGUGUGUGGUUGGCUGGAGGAUUAUGGUCUAGGCCAGUACGUCAACCUGACCCGGCAGUGGGUCGACAACGGACAGACGCUCCUGUCCGCAAGGCCACAGGACUUUGAGAAGGAAAUGGGUAUCAAUCACCCGCUACACAGGAAGAAAUUACAGCUGGCUCUAAGGGGGUUCAGUACUAAAGCCCUGGAGAAGUCCUCUGAGCUGGACCACAUCUGGGUUACACGAUGGUUGGAUGACAUAGGUCUUCCUCAGUACAAGGACCAGUUCCACGAGGGGCGAGUGGAUGGCAGGAUGCUCCAGUAUCUCACCGUGAAUGACCUGCUUUUCCUGAAGGUGACCAGUCAGCUCCAUCACCUCAGUAUAAAGUGUGCUAUCCACGUCCUCCACGUCAACAAGUUCAACCCCCACUGCCUCCGACGCAGGCCUGGAGAGGAGAGGAACCCCUCUCCCUCAGAGGUGAUCCAAUGGUCCAACCAUCGUGUAAUGGAGUGGCUUCGGGCAGUGGACCUGGCUGAGUAUGCACCCAACCUACGGGGCAGUGGGGUCCAUGGAGGUCUCAUUAUUCUGGAGCUGCGGUUCAGCUCUGAGACCCUGGCCAUGCUGCUGAACAUCCCCCCUCAGAAGACCCUGCUCCGCCGCCACCUGGCCACCGCCUUCACCGCCCUGGUGGGGAUGCAGGCCUCUCUGGAGAAACGGGAGUAUGCCAACGCCACCGGCCAUGCACCCCUCACCACCGCUGCCAAAGUCCGGCCCAAGAAGCUUGGAUUCACCCACUUCAGUCACCUGAGGAAGAGGAGGCCGGAUGACUUGGCGGACUACAUCUGCCCGAUAGACAGUGGGGGCCUUUCAGCCAUGAAUGGGGUUUCCCACCGGCCGUACGCAGGGGUCCGAGGCCUUAGCCCCAUCCUGGACAGAGAGCCAGAGAGGCGGGAGCAGGUGGGGCCCAAAAGCUGACACUGACACUCCCCUCAGCCAAUGACUGCAAAUCUUAUGGCUUUUAACCCUGCCCCACAUGUCUAUGUAAACAUGUGGGGCAUCAAGGUGCUGAUUUUGUGAUUCGGGGGAAAUUCAUUGAUUUUAUCACCAAAUGGUUAUUUGCUGGACAAGCUACAGUAUGUGUGCAUAUAAUGAUGUGGAUGUACUCAUUGGGUAUUAGCUGGACAUCCUGUAUGAUAAUUAGCUGGAUUUACUUACUUAUUUACUGGAUAUGCUUAUUAAGUAAUUGACCUGGAUAUGUUGAAAUCAUGACUGACCUGACCGGCUAAAUGAGGAUUCAUAAUGUUACGGUUGUAUAAUGGUUCCCUUUGAAAACCGCUCUCUGCAUUCCUGGAUAAAUUAGAUGGAUUCACCUUUCCUAUCUUCUGCCAUUGCUUCAGAACAUGACCCCUAUGUGUUACUGACCAUUGUAGCCUUCCUCCUUACCUUGCUGGAUUUAGGGUAGCUUAGCUAUCAACGGCCUUUCUUGAGUUAUGGUACAAUGUACAAAAAUGAAUACCAAUUAUAUAAGCUUGUUUGAUUUAUUUUGUUAUAUUUAAUAACUGUAAAAAUUCACAAAAUACAAGGUGCUGUCAUGAUAAUUCAGGUUUGCACACAAUACCCAACUCGGUUAGCCUAUAAUUAUAUAUUGAAAAUAAAAAUCAUUUGCAGGUG